Molecule: messenger RNA, 4287 nt
Organism: Scleropages formosus (Asian bonytongue)
Lineage: Eukaryota; Metazoa; Chordata; Actinopteri; Osteoglossiformes; Osteoglossidae
Product: phosphorylase b kinase regulatory subunit alpha, skeletal muscle isoform-like
Exons: 33
Coding region: 553-4101 (1182 amino acids)
Biological process (GO): glycogen metabolic process
Cellular component (GO): phosphorylase kinase complex
Molecular function (GO): calmodulin binding
Source: RefSeq, a predicted model, not a curated record
UGCGUACGCACGAUUAUUAUUAUCGCUCCGACUGAGUCCCGGCCUCUUAACACUUGAUUUCAAACUUCUCUUUCACGUUCCUUCUUCAUCUCACUUUUUCCUGCUUUCGUGGGCAGCCAGUGAGGUGCAAACUAAGCGCUGCGUCCGAUAUCGCGUUUGUCCAGGUCAGGAGCUGGACUCUGGAAUCCGACUCCGACUCCGACUCCGAGCUCAACGACGAUCAUCCUCCCGCUGCUUCGUAGCCUCGGUCGCCAGCGGAGAGCCGUGACGACGCGGCUCGUUCACCGAGCGCCAGUCGUCUUCAUAGACGCGGCCCUGUGCGACAAACACGUUCUCCGCGAUGCUGACACCGGCUGAAGUUGACUCCGGGCCUGCAGGCUGGAGCAGUAUCGCGUUGCAGGGGAGCUUUGGUGGCGCUGACAUUUACCGCCCUCCGGAGCGGAAUCCGACGCGACGGUGCAACGUUUCACGGCGGCCGGGGCUGCAGCAGCAGCAGGCAGCAGAGUCAGCAGUGAGCGAGUGAGUGACCGACCGAGGGAGGCAUCAUCGAUCAUGAGGAGCCGCAGUAACUCCGGAGUGAAGCUGGACAACUACGUCCGCAUGGUGCAGAGAAGCGUCCUUUGUCACCAGGACCCCGUCACAGGGCUCCUCCCUGGCAGCAGCGAGCAUCCCGACGCCUGGGUGCGGGACAACGUGUACUGCAUCCUGUCCGUGUGGGCCCUCAGCCUGGCCUACCGCAAGAACGCGGACCGCGAUGAGGACAAGGCCAAAGCUUACGAACUGGAACAGAGUGUCGUGAAGCUCAUGAGAAGCCUCCUGCUGUGCUUCAUGAGGCAGCUGGACAAGGUGGAGAAGUUCAAGUAUAGCAGGAGCACCGGGGACAGCCUCCACGCCAAGUACGACACGCACACGUGUGCCGCCGUGGUGGGGGACGACGAGUGGGGCCACCUGCAGAUUGACGCCACUUCUCUCUACCUCCUCUUCCUGGCUCAGAUGACGGCCUCAGGCCUGCACAUCGUGUAUACCCAGGAUGAGGUGGACGUCGUCCAGAAUCUGAUGUUCUACAUCGAAACGGCGUACAAAGUCGCAGACUUUGGCAUGUGGGAGAGAGGAGACAAGACCAACCAGGGCAUCCCAGAGAUCAAUGCCAGCUCUAUCGGCAUGGCCAAAGCAGCUUUGGAAGCCGCGGAUGGUCUGAAUUUGUUUGGCGCCAAAGGAGGCCCUGCGUCUGUUGUGCACGCUUUAGCCGACGACAUCCAGCACUGUCAGUCUAUCCUUAAUUCUAUGUUGCCAAGAGCUUCAACAUCCAAAGAAGUGGAUGCUGGUGUCCUUUCCAUCAUUUCCUACCCGGCGUUUGCGGUCGAGGACAUAGAUGUAGUGAAUACCACCAAGGAGGAGAUCAUUUCCAAGCUGCAGGGGAGGUAUGGAUGCUGCCGCUUCCUCAGAGACGGCCACAGAACGCCGAAAGAGGACCCAAACCGACCUUACUACGAAUCGGCUGAACUCAAGCUCUUUGAGAACAUCGAGUGUGAAUGGCCGCUGUUCUGGACCUACCUCAUCCUGGAUGGGAUCUUCACUAACAGUCCGGAGCAGGUACAGGAAUACAGAGAAGCCCUAGAAGGGAUUCUCAUCAAAGGAGAAGAUGGGAUCCGUGUUUUGCCUGAGCUCUACAGCGUCCCCCCAGAUAAGGUCGAUGAAGAAUACCUGAAUCCGCACACUGUGGAGAGAGUCCCCAUGGGAAAAUGUCCCCUCAAGUGGGGACAAUCUCUUUACAUUCUGGGGAACCUUCUGGCAGAGGGCUUGUUGGCCCCUGGAGAGAUCGAUCCGCUGAACAGGCGGUUCUCCACGACAACGAAACCCGACGUUGUGGUCCAGGUGUCCAUCCUAGCUGAGACAGAGGAGAUCAAGGAGCUUAUCCAGAAGAAUGGGAUUACUGUGCAGACCGUAGAGGAAAUUUACCCCAUUCGAGUCCAGCCUUCACGAGUGCUCAGUCACAUCUACGCAAGACUAGGUCGAAACCAGAAACUUGGCCUGACUGGAAGGCCUUACCGUCGCAUCGGUGUGCUGGGAACGUCAAAGUUCUACAUCAUCCGGGACACAAUCUUCUCUUUUACGCCGCAGUUCAUCGAUCAUCAGCAGUUCUAUCUCGCGCUGGACAACCACAUGAUCGUCGAGAUGUUGCGCACGGACGUGUCCUACCUGUGUUCGCGCUGGCGAAUGACUGGACGACCAACAGUCACCUUCCCUGUCUCGCGCACCAUGCUCACUGAUGAUCAUAAAGACUUGGAUCCGGCUGUUCUGGCUACUUUGAAAAAAUUGCAAGAUGGGUACUAUGGUGGAGCAAGAAUAAAGACAGGAAGGCUGGCAGACUUCUUGACCACAUCCUGCUGUGCCCACCUGACCUUCAUGGAUUGUGAGGUCGAUGACUUGGCACAGUACCUAGAUAAACUGCUCUCAGUGCCCAAAGAAGGCCUCAGUCUCAGCACCACGAAGGGUGGCCUGAAUCGCUUCCGUGCCGCUGCCAACAAGACCUGCGAGAUGGUCUCUCUCGUGCGCAAGGCUCGGGCGCUCAACAUCCACAAUGUACAUAUGUACCUCCCCACCAAGCUGUUUCGAUCCCCGCAACCAGCCCUCAACCUGGUGGAUUCACAGGAUAAGGUGCCUGAGACGGAGUCCCCUGUGGUAAACCUGCCCAGAGAUGUGAAUGGACAUAUUGACUACUGGGCACUUGUCCAGAUGCUGAAGCAGUCUCAGAACCUCCAGGACCGGGCAGACAUCCUCUAUAUUUUCUUCAAAGACAAGGGCUUGGACUGGGACACAAAACUGCAUGGCAAGGGGUCGACCGUGAGGAAACUGCUGAGCGAUCUGUACGACGCCGCUCAGAGUCUGCGGCACUGGGGUGUCGUUCGCAUGAUAUCGGGAAUACUCAAGAAGAAAGUGGAGGAGCUCGAUGAGGCGUGUUCCGACUUACUGGCGCACCAGAAGCACCUGACAGUAGGUCUACCGCCUGAACCACGGGAGAAGACUAUCUCAGCUCCAAUGCCUCCUGACAAGCUGGCUAAACUGAUUGAUGAUGCUAGUGAAAACAACAUCGCCAUCGCCGUAUUGACACAGGAGAUCAUGGUUUUCCUGGCGAUGAACAUUCGCACGCAACCCAAGCUCUUCACCGAGAUGUUCCGCCUCAGGAUUGGACUCAUCAUCCAGGUCAUGGCCACAGAACUUGCCCAGUCACUCAGUUGCUCAGGCGAAGAGGCCACGGAACGCCUGAUGAACCUGAGUCCUUCUGAGCUGAAGAACCUCUUGCACUACAUACUGAGUGGGAAGGAGUUUGCAGUGCAGAGGAGUGUGCGCUCUGUGGGCAAGGGCUUCAGUCCAGCCAUCUCCAUCCAUGACGCUGGCAAAGUGGGAGCCACCAAGGGUGAGAGAGCAGGAAUUGGCAGCAAACCGAAGACCGACGUAAACGUGCACGUGUCAAGCCAUUCGCUGGAUAUCGAGCACAUUGAGUCAGGCAGAUAUAAACUUCCACCCAUCGAGUCAAUCAGUGGAAAUCUGGGCUUUCCUGUGACCCGGGACAGCAGACUAGGGCAAUGGAUGCGCAGGAGGCGCCUGGAUGGUGCCCUCAACCGCGUCCCUGUGGGCUUCUACCAGAAAGUGUGGAAGAUCCUUCAGAAGUGUCAUGGACUGUCCAUCGAGGGCUUUCUCCUCCCGUCAUCAGCGACGAGAGAGAUGACCCCCGGCGAGAUUAAGUUUGCCGUGAACGUGGAGACGGUGCUGAACCGCAUCCCACAGCCUGAGUACCGCCAACUGCUGGUAGAAGCCAUCCUGGUGCUCACCAUGUUUGCUCAGGUGGAAACCCCAAGCAUUGGCAACAUCAUCCAUGUGGACAGGAUCGUACACAUGGCCAACGACAUGUUCUACCAGGACCAGAAGGAUCUGGGUGCCGAAGACAAUCUCCUAGUGAGAGAUCAGUCCAAUGGGAUCUGCAGACUCCUGUAUGACAGUGCGCCCAGCGGCCGUUUCGGCACCAUGACCUACUUGUCCAGAGCGGUGACCGCCUACAUCCAGGACCACCUGCCUGGUGGCGCUUGUGCUGUGCAGUGAUAUUGAUAGAGCCGCUCUUUUGGGAUAAGAUCUGCGUGAUGCUUUAGCAUUAAUGAGUCUUUCUUCUGAUUUUCCAGCACCAUUUGUUACUGAAGCUGUUUUGCAGGACUCUGUUUACUGCAUUUUUUUCACGGCUUCCUUAAUACCUAAGUGUUUCUGAGUUGACAGAAGAAGUGUUGGGCUUCA